Saccharomyces kudriavzevii IFO 1802 is the source of this 1185-nucleotide messenger RNA. It is a transcript of the gene ICT1, whose product is annotated as lysophosphatidic acid acyltransferase ICT1. The record is from RefSeq and is a predicted model, not a curated record. The transcript has a single exon. Gene Ontology annotation, molecular function: A2-type glycerophospholipase activity. Gene Ontology annotation, cellular component: mitochondrial inner membrane. Gene Ontology annotation, biological process: cardiolipin acyl-chain remodeling. The coding region runs from base 1 to 1185 and encodes 394 amino acids. NCBI's taxonomy places the organism in Eukaryota, Fungi, Ascomycota, Saccharomycetes, Saccharomycetales, Saccharomycetaceae.
AUGUGGACCAACACUUUCAAAUGGUGCAGCAAGACUGAAAAGGAAACAACGACUGCAGACGCCAAAGUCUGUGCCAGCUUGCAUGGCCUUCAGGCCCUGCAGCAGCAAAUCAUGGAUAGCACAACCGUGCACGGGUCUGUCAAUAAUACGAUGACUCCAGGCGGGAUUAAUCAAUGGCACUUCCACAAUAAUCGUGCCAGCAAGGUCUGCACACCCACGGUGCUCAUUCAUGGGUACGCUGCCUCGUCGAUGGCGUUCUACAGGACGUUCGAGAGCCUCUCCGACAACAUCAAGGACCUGUAUGCCAUCGACCUUCCCGCCAACGGUGCCUCGCAGGCCCCUGCUCUACAAGUGGACAAAACCAAGAAGAUCAAACCGCUCAGAUUCAAGCACAUAGAGGACGACGUGGUUGUCCCCGUGCUAGAUAAACACCCCCCAGCAGAGGACAUCAAGUCGCAUCUGGAACAGUACGAAAAUUACUUUGUAGACAGGAUCGAACAGUGGCGAAAGGAUAACAAGCUCCGCAGGAUAAACGUGGUGGGCCAUUCGUUCGGAGGUUACAUCUCGUUCAAGUACGCCCUUAAAUACCCAAACUCCAUCGAUAAAUUAUGCCUCAUAUCUCCCCUGGGUGUGGAAAACAGUAUACACGCCAUCGCCCAUAAGUGGGAGCCCAACACCACCUACCCACUCACGUUUACCGAUCCAUCCUCCAGAUAUUACACGCGAAAACUAAACGUGCCCCAGUUCAUCUUCGAAAACCAGUUGAAUGUUUUGAAGUGGAUGGGGCCUAUAGGCUCCAAACUGUGCUCGAACUACAUCUCCACCGCAUACGUAAAGGUGCCCGACCAGCUAUAUAAAGACUAUCUUUUACAUUCCUUUGUGGGCAAAAACCAGACAGUGCAGCCACAAACAAUCAAGGUAUUCACACACCUGUUCGAAAGAAACCUGAUCGCUAGAGAUCCGAUAAUAAACAACGUUGGUCUCUUGAACCCGGCGACACACGUAAUGUUCAUGUACGGUGAGCACGACUGGAUGGAUAAGUAUGCGGGCUAUUUGACCACUGAGUCGAUGCUGAAAAACAAGGCAAAGGCUAGUUACGUUGAAGUCCCAGAUGCUGGUCAUAACUUAUUCCUGGACAACCCACAUCACUUCACUUCUUCCUUAGUCUCCUUCCUAUCAAAAUAA